CAGUUUCCUGCUCCCAUCUUCUGGGACAUGUCUGCAGUCUCUGGUCACCUCCUGUACUGUGUCUGCAUUCUCUGGUCAUUUCCUUUACUAUGUCUGCAAUCUCUGGUCAUCUGUACUUUCUCCACAGUCUCUGGUCAUUCCCUGUAGUAUGUCUGCAGUCUCUGGUCAUUCCCUGUACUAUGUCUGCAGUCUCUGGUCAUCUCCUGUACUGUGUCCGCAGUCUCUGGUCAUCUCCUGUAUUGUGUCCGCAGUCUCUGGUCAUCUCCUGUACUAUGUCUGCAGUCCAUUGGUUCAGAAUAUUUUUUUUCUUGUUUUCCUCCUAUAAAACCUAGGUGCAUCUUAUGGUCAGGUGUGUCUUAUG
This is a messenger RNA of Staurois parvus, 361 nucleotides long. NCBI's taxonomy places the organism in Eukaryota, Metazoa, Chordata, Amphibia, Anura, Ranidae. The record is from the annotation of a GenBank genome assembly.